Gadus chalcogrammus (walleye pollock) is the source of this 8763-nucleotide messenger RNA. RefSeq names its product mediator of DNA damage checkpoint 1 (gene mdc1). Lineage: Eukaryota; Metazoa; Chordata; Actinopteri; Gadiformes; Gadidae. Gene Ontology annotation, molecular function: protein binding. Gene Ontology annotation, cellular component: nucleus. Gene Ontology annotation, biological process: positive regulation of transcription initiation by RNA polymerase II. The record is from RefSeq and is a predicted model, not a curated record. The transcript has 13 exons. Bases 1386 to 7769 code for a protein of 2127 amino acids.
UGACACCAAUAUUAUCCAUUUUUCUGUAAAUUAAUAUCGGCUCCAAAUAUCGGUUAUCGGCCCCCUUGACUACUAAUAAUCAGUAUCGGCUCUGAAAAAACCAUAUCGGUCUAUCUCUAGUUGCACCAUAACAAACCCAAAAGCGCAGUAUCAGUGCAAGACCCGUGACACAGAAAGUGACGAUUGGUUUGUGGUGUACAAAAUGUCACGUGGAUAAUUGUUGGUUAAGUUACUCAAUCCGACCUAAACUUUCUUUGAUUUGAUUUGAUAAUCACAUGACAACACUUUUGACACAUUACAGUCCAAUUCUUUAUUAAAAAAACCUCAUGUCUUACCGGAGACCACCAUGGCUUCAUUUGGACCACAGGUGUAGAACAUCUUGAAGGUCGUCUAGGGUUAAAAUAAAGAAACAUUAAUAUUCGCAAAAAUAGGCCUGUAGUAAACAGUAUAAUAACAAUUAUACAAUAUGAUGUGUAUCGUGUGAUUGUAAAUGUUGAUGAAAGACAUUAAUAUAUUUAUCAUUGAGUACUUCACUCUAAUUAUAAAUUGUAACGUUAUUUCAUGAUCAGCAUCAUGUUUAAAUAAAGAUAGACAGAGUAUAGGAGGACAGAGGCCUUCUCUCCAUGACCUCAAACUAAACACCAAGACAUCUGGACAUGUUUAUAUAUUAAUGAAGCGGUCAGGGGAGGGGGACAUAUGCGUUUGUCAAUCAUCUGACCCGACAUGGAUUAGCUGGCGAGCUAAUGUUCAUCUCGGCCCACAUAUCCUUCAACCAGCAUCAACACACACCUCGACCUAACGCUAGAAAGCUCGGUUUACUAACACACAUCAGGCUGACUAACAAAGUCGAGAUCCUAUAUGUCCUAACUAACAUUUUCAGCGGUAUACUACGAGAAUUACUAAUAUAUGCAGUUAAACGUUACAAUAAGAUUGAUUCAAUCGGCAACAAGCUAACUGGCUAACUAAGCUACGCUUAAUGGGACCAGUAACAAACAAACACACCCAGUUUUACUGCUGUUUCUGCUACUAGCAUUUAAACCAAGCAAACUCAGCAUUUUGCAAAACUUACCUCAGUUGUAUGUCUUAAUAAAAGAAGGUGUGCGUGAAUGCAAUAUCCUUUGAUUGAUAUCGAACCAGGGACCUAUUUCAGCGAUCUACACUUCACGAAUCACUGGAAUGGCAACAAUGCGACGCUACGGACUGUGCCGACAUCCGCCUCAAACAGCGGCGCGUCUGUCUCCAUCUGGUGGUCGAUGACGGCCUGUCACGUCAGUCGAGCUGAAGGCGGGAUCCCUCUCUCCAGGAAGUGAUCAUUGUUUAUUUCUUUGCAAGGCAUGCGAGGGACCAGAUCACAAAAGCGUAGGUUGUCAUCUCCGGUGUAAAGAAUGGAUGCAACCCAGAUGAUAUGCGACUCAAUCUUGGAGUCAGACGAGGACGAAGAGAAUGCCGAUGCAAGAGCAGAGGCUGGGCCACUGGCGACCCUUCGUGUUUUUAAGAAUAAACAUAUACCUGAGAGAGUGCUACCUUUAUAUUUGGGAGAAAAUGUGCUUGGCCGUGACCCCAGUUGCACCUUGCCCCUUCAUGCCCAGUCGGUAUCUAAGCAGCACACUGCCGUUUCCAUAUCCGUGUUUCCUGCCAGUUCUCGGCGUAUUUGUGCUUCUGUAGAGGCACUAGUGUGGGACAUGGGAAGCAUGAAUGGGACUCGGAAGGGCCGCUUAAAAUUGACUCCACACGUCCGCUAUGCUCUGAGUGAUGGGGACAAUCUGAUGUUGGCGGACAUCCCAUGCCAGUACUCCAGCUGUGUGGACCCAGGGAGUCUUGUGAACAGAGGCUCUGGGGUGGCCAUAGAGUCUCAAGUCACCAGAGAAGAUGUCGAGGUACAUACAAAUGGACAUGCUGAGGAACCGACCAGGGCGUCGUUUGAUGAACGUGGAGAGAUGAUGGAGACCCCGGCCAGGACCAAAGUCCUGUCCCUUGAGCAGACCCCCGACCAGCCAGAGGGCAGCCUGGUGCCACAGUCGGACUCGGACUCGGACGAAGAGCGAGGGGGAAAGGACAGAUGGAGGAAGACACUUGUGUCUGGGUCUGACUCUCCUGUAACCAGUCCUACCUUCCUGAGCCCUACAAACAAAAUCAUCCCAGAAAGCGAAGACGAGAGUCCCAUCACACCUUCUUUGUCUUCCAAACAUCAUCCUACACGAUGUGUCAGUACCGACAAUGAUGAGCAAGACUUUGGUGCUUGGCAGCAGCGACUGAAGAACCAAAAAGCGGCAAAGUUUAACGCCAUUGACGGCAAGGAAGAGGAGGGACAAGUCUCACCUGAAGGGACCGAGCCAGAGAAGAGUGAAGGAUGUGCACCGGAGAGCCUGGUGAACAGUGUCAGCGCCUGGGCAGAAAGUGGGUUAGACCAGCCCGGGCCAGCGCCCCCCUCAGAACUCAUUCAAGUGCUGAACAUGGACAGUGACACCGAUGUGGAGGGAGAGGAGGAAAGCUCGGUGUCAGUAGGUCCUGGGAGCCCAAACCGAACACAACCAGCUCCAACUCCACCUGCGGCUAAUGCACCCUCUAGCCAGUUGGGCCAGUUCAUCAUGGACAGUGACACAGAUGUCGACGAUGAAGACGAUGGCGUUGAUGCCUCGAGGGCGACGACGGCCGGUGAAGCAAACACCACAGAGUCCCCCGCUGAGGUCCCGGUCGCACAGCAGACGGACAGCGACACAGACGUGGAAGGCCAUGAUAAUGAUGAUAAUGAUGAUGAUGAUGAUGAGCCAGACGGGGUAAGCAAGGCGACACACGCAUCGCCUCAGAGUGAAAACACACCGGUGUCGUGGGCCGGAUCCACAGAGCCGCCAGACUUCCACCUGGGGAGCGACACGGAUGUGGAGGAGGAGGAGGAGGAGGAGGAGGAGGAGGACGAUGAUGCCGCCGUCCCAAAGAGCGCGCCUGCUACGGUAGAAGCAGAGUCCCGUGGAGUUGUGUUUGCUUCCGCUGCCCCGCCGAACUUCGACUCGGGCAGCGACACGGACGACGAUUUCCUCCUCGGCGAGGUAAAUAGCGCCCCCUCGAGCGAGGCUGCCCCCCCAACACCGGCCCCCGCUGCGGACCCCAGCGCUCACCUGGACAUCCUGUCGGACAGCGAUACCGAUGUGGAGGAGGACUCCCCUCUGAUCCCAUCCGCCGUCGCCUCGGCGGUAAAUGCCGGGCCGAAGUCAUCGGCCCCCCCGUCCUCAUCCGGUCCUAUUUCCCAGGCCGCAGCCCUGGGGCCCGACUCUGACGCGGAUACGGACGUGGAGGAGAUCCGCAGCAGCCCCGGGGGGGUGGACGUCAGCACGGAACCGGCUGAGAGCAGGAUGGACAGUGACACGGACCUGGAGGAGGAGGAGGGCGGAGAAGGGGGGACGGAGGGAGGCCCGGUGUCGUGUUCCUCUGACGAGAAGGACCAGGGGCACAGAGCCUCCUUACAGCGCUGUUCAACUCCGAUGGAACAGUCAGGACUAGCUGUCGCAGAGAUGGAAACUCAGGAAUACCUCUGUCCCUCGAUAGAUCCAUUCAAAUGCCCCAGGGUUCCAGCCCUCAGACCCAUGGUGUCAUUGUCCUGCUCAGACAGCCAGGGGGAAGACGACUUUGUUGUGGCCGAGACCCAGUCCUUCAUAGUGGCUGAGCGGGACCAGCAAUCCAGUCCCUCGAGGAACUACACCCUGGAUGAAACCCAGCCCUUCAUCCCACAGGGCACAUCCAGGGAUGAGGAUGGUUUGUCUGACAGCCUCCACCUGCAAGCCAAGGAUCAAGCUUUAGCUAUGGAGAGCACCCAAGCCUUUAUCCUCCCAGAUGUGAACCUGGAGGCUACCCAAGAUUACGCGAGCCCUCCCUCUCUGGGCAGGAGCUCCAUGGAGCUGAACUCAGAGCUGGAGGCCACCCAGAGCUACCUAGGGAGUGCGGGGUCCAGCGGUCGCUCCCCUGGCUCCGGGAUCAAGCGUCCGUUGGAUAUCGCACUGGAGGCAACGCAGGCGUUCAUCCCGGAGUCUCUCAGCGAUGUGGAUGCUGUAGAGGUGAAUGAAGUGGGCACAAUGGAUAUUGCUUCCGCCGAAACUCAGCUGAUGGACUUCCCCUCUGGAUACACGCUUGCCAUGGCCGAGACCCAACCGAUGUGUGAACUGCAGGAAGACGACGGGGAAGAAGUACAGCGGGAGGAAGCUCGAGCGGUAUCGUUGGGGACCAACUCUCUCUCCUCGGCUGAAACACAGCCGAUGGCUACGUCCGGAGAUGAGGAUGAGGAUUCUGUUCCGGCUCCGCGCAAAAGAAGAGCCCGGAGGCUCGUUGAAGAGGAGGACACGCAGGUUAUGACCGGUUCGGGGCCUACUGCAGCCGGAACCCAGCCUGUUUCUUCCACAAGUAGUGAUGAGAGUAAGGAAGAAGAGGACGAACGCCCGGUCCUCAAACAAAUACGAUCAAGGAACCAAAGAAGGCUACACGGUGAAACCAGCACACGUGCUACCGCUGCAGGUCCAGCACCAGAAGCAGACUCUGACACAGCUCAGCAAGCGACAGGACGGCCUAGGAGAGGGAGAGGCCGAAAGCCUGGAGCUGCAACCAGUAGAGGAGGGAGAGAGGAGGAGGAGGAGGAGGAGGAGGAGAAGGAGCAAGAGCCUCAGCCUCCAGAAUCUCUGAGGAGCAUGGGAUCAAAGGGAAAAGCCUCUUCCUCCACCAGAGGAGGAACAGGGGAUGUCAUGCCAGAGGAGGGGAGGGGAGAGGAGGAGGAGACGGAGGCUGAUCAGGUGAGGCAGGGCGGGAGGAGGACAACUAGACAACCACGGGAAAAUGCAAGAGGAAAGAAAGAAAGGCUUGAGAGGGAAAGAAAAGAGCAAGCAGAAAAUGAGAGGAUGCUACAGGAGCAGGAAGAACAAGUGAAGAUGGAGCAAGCUUUGAGGGAAGAAGAGGAGAAGCAGAGGAUGGAGAGGGACCAAAGGGAGAAGGAAGAACAGGAGAGACUGGAGCAGGACAGAGAGGAGAGGGAGAGAUUGGAGGUGGAGGAAAAAGAAAGACUAGAGAGGGAAAGAAAGGAACAAGAAGAAAAAGAGAGAUUGGAACGAAUACAAAGGGAAAAGGAAGAACAAGAAAGACUACAGCAUGAAGAGAAAGAAAGGGAGGAGAGAGAGAGAUUAGAGAUGGAAGAAAAAGAACGAGUAGAGCGGAAACAAAAGGCCCGAGAAGAAAAAGAGAGAUUGGAAAAGGAAGAACACGAUAAACUGGAGCGUGAAAAGAAAGAAAUGGAAGAGAGAUUGGAGAAGGAAGAGCAAGAGAGACUGGAAUGUGAAAAGAAAGAAAGAGAAGAGAGAUUGGAGAAGGAAGAGCGAGAGAGAAUAGAGAACCAACGAAAGGAGCGAGAAAAAAAAGCGAGAUUGGAACAAAUACAAAAGGAAGAAGAAGAAAGAUCGGAGCAGGAAAGAAAAGAGCAAGAGGAGAGGGCGAGAGAAGAACAAGAGAGAUUGGCGAAAGAAAGAAGAGAACUGGAAGAAACAGCAAGGUUGGAACGUGAAGAGAAGGAACUCAGAGAGAAGGAGAGAUUAAAACUAGAAGAAAAGGAGAGGGGAAGAAAGGAACUAGAAGAAAAAGAGAGGGAAAGAAAGGAACUAGAAGAAAAAGAGAGGAAAAGAAAGGAACUAGAAGAAAAAGAGAGAUUAAAGAGAGAAAAACGGGAGCAGGAAAGGGAGAGAUUGAGACGUGAGAAGGAUGAAGGACAACAGAAGGCGGCGUUGGAACGAGAAGAGAGAGAGAAGUGGAGAAGGGCGCAGGAAGAAGAGGCAGGCCGGGCACGACUAGAGACUGAGAAAAGAGCAAGGGAAGAGAUGGACAGACGUGAUGAAAGGGAGCGAUUGAUGAGGGAGGCCCUGGAGAGACAGCUGCUAGAGCGACAACAGACAGACACAGCCCAGGCACAGAGUGACCAGCAGACACCCAGAACCACCAGGGGUCGGAGAGCCACCAGAACCAGCGCCGCCGCCCCGCCUGAGCCCGCCCCGGAGACGGAACAUGGGCCCGCCUCCAGAACCAGGUCCCGCUCCAACUCAUCCAACUCGGUCAGCUCAGAGAGGUCCGCCUCCAGCGCCACGGCCCAGGAGAGCGGGCGCGGCCGGGGCCGGGGCCGGGGAGCCAAGAAGACCCACCCUCCGUCCGUGGGGGCUGGGACCUCCGCCAGGGAGAGCAGGAGGUGCAGGACGGUCACCGGUGACGCCCCGGCCGAGAGCAGCGAUCCGGGCCGCUCCACCAGGUCACGGUCCAACUCCACCGAAUCCCUGAGCUCCGAGGCCUCGGCCUGCAGAGGCAGAGGGGCCAGAGGAGCCGGGAGAGGGAGAGGCAAGAAGACCUCGCCGGCCCCGGAGACCAACCCCCAGCCCUCCCGCGGCGGUCAGAGCGAGGUGGCCCCGGCCCCCAGGGCCUCCGCCAGAGGCAGGAGAACGAAGGCACCCGAUGCCACCGCUGUCGAGGGGGGAGGAGACGGGGAAGAGGAGCCAGUCUCUCAGCCGGCUGCCACCACUAGGGGGCACAGGCGAACCAACGCAGCACAACCUGGAGCCGUUGGUGCAGAGGAACGAGAGGGCACCCCAGAAGACUCAACUCUGGUAGCACGUAGCACCGCUGGCAGGGGCAGAGGUCGCAGAGCCCAGGUGAAGGCUGAGCCGGCAGUGGCUCCAGUGACCGUCGAUAGGACUGAUGUGGGGGAAGAUAAUGGUAGUGGAGCAGCGAAGGGGGUGGGGGAGCUUGAGAGUGAGCCUAAAGAGAAGAAACCCGCCCCGGUCCGGAGGGGCAGAGGGUCCGGUGCUCAGGUGAAGAGAAAGGAGCCACUUACACAGGAGAUGGUGGUGAAAGAAGAGAAGGAGACUAUUAAGGGGAAGGUUAGGAGAGGUCGACAGUCGGUGGCCAAGAAGGUCAAGAAUGAGGAGGUGGCGGGAGAAGGGGUGGCGCCUGCCCCCCAGGUCGUGGAGAGAGACGUCGGGACCUCAGAGGUGACCCAGACCCCCGCUGGGAAAUCUUCCCGGAAGCGAGGCGCGGCUCCGGCGGAGGCCUCUCCCCUGGCCAAGUCUCCCCGUGGCUCCCUGGCCUCCCCUGGGGCCCGGCUGAGGGCCGCCUGCCAACCCUACAAGGUGUUAUUCACAGGGCUGGUGGACGAGGUGGGGGAGGAGGUGGUGGUCCGGCUAGGGGGCAGCCUGGCGCUGGGCGUGUCUGACAUGACCCACCUGGUGACGGACAAGGUGCGCCGCACGGUCAAGUUCCUGUGCGCCAUGGCCAGGGGCAUCCCGGUGGUCACCACCCAGUGGCUGGAGCAGAGUGCAAAGGCUGGUGGCUUCCUGUCUCCUACAGCUUACAUUGUGAAGGACAUGGAGCAGGAGCAGAAGUUUAACUUCCGUCUACAGGAAUCCAUCAGGAUCGCCAGUAUCCAGCCUCUAUUACAGGGAUACCAGAUCCACGUCACCAAGUCGGUGAAGCCGGAGCCGACGCACAUGUUAGAGAUAAUUUCCUGUUGUGGCGCGAGCUUCCUGGCCAAGAUGCCCUCUUCCAACAAGGAGCAGACGGUGGUGGUGUCCUGUGAGGAGGACUGGCCGCUCUGCGGUCCAGCGCUGGCCGCCUCCCUGCCGGUGGUCAGUGCAGAGUUCCUCCUCACCGGGAUCCUCCAGCAGAAGGCUGACGUGGAGACCCACGCCCUGCCCUCAGCCCCCGCCACGACCGCCCCCCCUCAGCCCGCCAGAGGCAGGGGCCGGAGGAGGACGUAGAGGCCUUGUGGAGACAGAAGUCACUAGCACAGACCCUACACGUCGUCCUCCACCGUGAACACGUACUCUCGGCCGAAAUUGAAGGAACGCUGGAUCGGACGCAGCUAGCAUCGCUGCGUUGAGUUAGCCGUAGCUUGGAAUGCCUUGCUGGGCUUCCUACAUGGACUGCAGUUGUAACCUAAUGACUUGGAUCUUUAGCCACGCAAUCUAGAAAGUGAGGGCUUUUGAGAGCCCCCCCACCUCACUCACACCGCGCCCCCCGCAUAGGCAAUGAUUAAAAAAUAAAAUCACCCUGACCCUUGUUUUUCUGUACAAAUUGUAAGGGACUUUGUAAUCGGUUCAUGUUUUACUGUGCAAACUGCCUUGAUCUUCAUAUUUCCUGAUUGAUUGGAAGGUUAAUGUAGCCUUUUCUGAGAGGGAUGAGGUAUGCUUUGUGCUUUUUUGUAUGAGUGAAUGCAUUCCUAUGCUCUUGUGUAUACAUAAAAUAAAACAGGUAAAGGAAUACAUUUAUAAUGUUUGACAGUGCCUAUCACAUUUCUCUUUGUUUGGCCCCUGUCCCAUGCCUCGCAUUGUAAAAAGACCGGGCAAGGGAGAAGUUGGCCUGACCCUACAUUACAAUGACGUUGUAAAACAUUCAUUCCAAUAUUAGUUUUUACAGAUGAACUAUUGCCAUCUGGGAGUAGUACUGAAAAAAAGUUUGAAACCAAGCAUGUUGAAUACUAUGGCCUGUAAUUAAAUGUUUGUUCCAUGUUUUCACUAUUUCUUCAAUGAUAAACCUCAGCACUUAGUUAAGUUGUGGCAAUGCUGUUUAAAAAUCGAAUAAAGGAUUGUAUCAUCUAUCCUUAUUGGUCGCUCGGUUGGUACUUAUUUGAUGUUUCAUUGAUUUUCUUGUCUUAUUUUGCUAUUAAAUAAAAUUAUAUUUGAUAUGAAGAUUCAGUAGUUUAUCUCAGCAUUAUUGUUGGCUGACCCUUGAAAAGAUGCUGCAAUAACUCAA